AUGGCUACCCCAGUUGAUAACCACCCACGUCCCAACCUCCAUCCUCUAUGGAGCUCCCAAUACAAUCUCGGCGGUUUCCCUCGCUCAACCGGCAGACCCUCUGCCCCCAGUUCCUAUUACAGUCCUUCUGACCGUUCACCCAAAAGCCUGCCUACUCCCGUAUUCCCCUCCAAUGAUGGGUCCAUGAGGCAACAUGAGCGGGCCAUGGUUGACCGACUCGGCCACAGAAUCCGUCAGUCACAACCUGCCGACCUAACCCCGCCAAAGUCUUCUGCUCGACCACGGCCGCUGUCCCCUCUCGCAGGGCAUCCAACAAGAGAUGCCAGGCGCUACUCGACCACCGCGCCCAUAAGCCCACGCCGGCCGGGACCCCCGCCCCCCGCAACUCCUGUGUCACCUCCAACCGUGGCUAGCCACCGAAGACAGACCCUCGCAGCGGAAACGCGAUCCAUGCUCCUCGCCGGACUGGGGGAGGAGGUUCAGCGGCGACAGUCAGUGGCAGGAGCCGGUUAUUUCGCCCGAUCAAAAGACGCCGAGAAGCGGCUUCAUCUCGAACAGUUGAGAGCAUGGGGUCGCGUGUACCUUGGUGAUGCCAAAACCUCGGACGUUUUCGUUCAAGCAGUGGCCCUCCGGCGGCAAUCCGAUGCCAGCACUGGCUCAGAAAACUCGACGGGCGACUCAUCACCCCCUCGCAUGCCUCCUACACCGACGACACCCUCUCACCAGACGGCGAUUCGAGCCCGCGUACGUCCUAAAGCUCUGGAACGCAAGCCGUUUCUCAUCCAGCGCACCUUCGACAUCGAGCAGUUGCGCUCCACCGUCCCAGAUCCGUUGCCAAGCUCGCCCCCGGCAGACCAGAGGCGGCGGCCCUCUCUGCAGACUCUGAAGACAUCACCGCUACCAAACGUCUCAUCGCCUCGGCCGAGCGCGGCAAGAAGGAGGUCGAGUAGCGCGGCACUCAACCCUCUUCCUUACAGCCGUGGGCUGAAAUCUGGAGAUGCUCGAGUAGCUCCAUCGCGUGGCGCCACCACCAUGCCAAUUCAUCUCCAGUACGCCCGGUCCUCUCUCCCGGUGCUGGCAGCCCUCAUUGUUUCUGGCCACAUCACGACGGGCGACGUUAUCGAUCUGCCACUGCCCCAUCCCGAGGCCUGGGCCAACACCGUCGCCUACGUGUAUACGGGACAAGGGGAGGUGACGGAUGCGGUGAGGGAAAACAUCCUAUACCUUGCUGGAAAGGUUUAA
Colletotrichum higginsianum IMI 349063 is the source of this 1242-nucleotide messenger RNA. RefSeq lists its product as uncharacterized. Lineage: Eukaryota; Fungi; Ascomycota; Sordariomycetes; Glomerellales; Glomerellaceae. The coding region runs from base 1 to 1242 and encodes 413 amino acids. The transcript has 2 exons. The record is from RefSeq and is a predicted model, not a curated record.